This is a messenger RNA of Ambispora leptoticha, 819 nucleotides long. The record is from the annotation of a GenBank genome assembly. Lineage: Eukaryota; Fungi; Glomeromycota; Glomeromycetes; Archaeosporales; Ambisporaceae.
UGGUCUUUUUUGACCAGCAAGAUUGAGUUGGUUGAAUUGGUGAUUACUGGUUCCUGGUGGAGUGGUGAGUUUGAAGGGGAUGAGGGAGUUGUGAAAGAGAAUUUAGGAAAUAGAAAUUUUAAAAAUAUGAAAAAAUACAAAAUUACACCAAUUGCCAGAGGAAAUCCUAGAAAAGGUGGCAGAAUGGGUUCUAGUAAUUUUACUAAUGCCGAAUCCAUUAAAAAUAAUUUCUUGGCUCACACCAGUAUUCGCCAAGCUCAAAAGGUUAAUUGCCAAGCAUUGGCUGAUUUUGCUAAUAGCGUAGCGAAUAUAAAUAACGACAUUCAAGAAAUGACCUUAGCGGUUAAUGAACAAGAGUUUAAUAAUCGUAAACAGCAACUAGUUAGUUGGUUGAAUGGUUUUCAGCAGCAACUACAAACUCAAUUAAAUCAAUUACAAAAUAUCCAACCUAUCCACCAAAAAGAGAUAUUACAAUUAGAAGCAGAAAUUAAAGCAGCCGAGGCUAAAUAUAAUGAUGCAAUGGCUAAUGCUGCCAAAGAAACCGACCCCGCUAAAAAAGCCCAAUUCAUCGCUAUAGCCCAAGCCGCCGAAAGAGAAGUUAAACAAACCAAACAAAAAUUAAUUCGUAAUCCUUUAUCUAAACUGGCUGAAUAUAAUCAUUUACACAAUUUAGGAAACCUUAUAAAAGGUAAUUUGCCAAGUUCGCCAACUAAUCCUAUAAAUUGUCCGGAUCCAAGUAAUCCAGGCUCUGGUAAUCCAAGAGGAAGUUCGGGCGGAGGAAACGGUGGUAAAAGUGGAGGUUCAGGUCAAGCUCCCUGA